GUGGAGACUCGGAGGUGCAGGUACUCGGACGACUGCGCCCUCCCAAAUCGAAGCUUUGAUUGAACCCCAAAAUUCGUCUCCUUUUAUCUUUAUCUGCAUUUUCUCAGAAGCAACAAGCGGUUUGGAUUUCCUUUCGAGUCAACAUUUGAAAUUGCUCAAAAUUUGAUAGCGUGAAGAGGGAAUCGGUGUUCUAACCGAUGACGGAGCGUUGAAAUGUUGACGUUUUGAUGGUAUGAAGAAGAUAUUGGUGUUUUAGAGAACGAUGGAGCGAGCGGUAACGGUUAUCUCGGGCUCGACUUUCGUCUGCUCAGUUUUGCUAUUUCAAUUGAUUAUUUCGAGAGUCGCUGCUAAUUCUGAAGGCGAUGCUUUGAAUGCAUUAAAAACUAGUUUGGAGGAUCCUAAACACAUUCUACAGAGUUGGGAUGCUACCCUUGUUAAUCCCUGCACUUGGUUUCAUGUCACAUGCAAUAGUGAAAAUAGUGUCACACGAGUUGAUCUUGGAAAUGCAUUUCUAUCUGGGCAAUUGGUUUCGCAGCUUGGUCAGCUUCCUAAUUUGCAGUACUUGCAACUUUAUGGCAAUAACAUAAGUGGAGAAAUUCCAGUGGAGCUUGGGGAUUUGACAAACUUGGUGAGCUUGGAUCUUUACUCGAACAAGUUAGUGGGUACAAUUCCACCGACCUUGGCCAGACUUUCGAAACUUCGUUUCCUGCGUCUUAACAACAACAGCUUAACUGGAACUAUUCCUUUGUUGUUGACUACUGUUAAGUCGCUGCAAGUCCUGGAACUUUCAAACAACAAUCUGACCGGGGAUAUCCCAGUCAAUGGCUCAUUUUCACAAUUUACUCCCAUCAGUUUUCAAAAUAAUCAUUUUAACAUUAUUACAGUUUCUCCCCCUCCUCCGAUUGUUCCAACUCCCCCAGCUCCAUCUGCCGGUAACAUUGCCACUGCAACUAUUGCGGGGGGAGUUGCCGCCGGUGCUGCUCUACUAUUUGCCGCCGGUGCUGCUCUACUAUUUGCUGCUCCUGCAAUUUCACCUGCUUACCGGCGGCGGAUAAAACCACGAGAUCAUUUUUUUGAUGUACCCGCUGAAGAGGGUCCAGAAGUCCAUUUAGGAGAGCUCAAAAGGUUUUCUCUGCGUGAACUACAAGUUGCAACUGAUGCUUUUAGCAAUAACAACAUUCUGCGUAUAGGCGGAUUUGGUAAAGUCUAUAAAGGACGAUUAGCUGAUGGUUCUCUAGUGGCAGUAAAGAGAUUGAAAGAGUGUACUCAGGGUGGGGAGCUGCGGUUCCAAACUGAAGUGGAAAUGAUCAGCGUGGCUGUGCAUCGGAAUCUGCUUCGUCUCCAUGGCUUUUGCAUGACACCAAUGGAACGAUUGCUUGUCUAUCCCUAUAUGGCAAAUGGAAGUGUAGCAUCGUGUUUAAGAGAUCGCCCAGAAUCGCAAUCCCCACUUGCUUGGCCAGUGCGGAAGCAGAUUGCACUUGGAGCUGCAAGAGGGCUUGCUUACUUGCAUGAUCAUUGUGACCCCAAGAUUAUUCACCGUGAUGUAAAAGCUGCAAAUAUACUACUGGAUGAGGAAUUUGAAGCCCUUGUUGGAGACUUUGGAUUGGCAAAACUCAUGGACUACAAAGAUACUCAUGUUACAACUGAUGUACGUGGCACAAUUGGGCAUAUUGCCCCAGAGUACCUCUCAACUGGAAAGUCUUCAGAGAAGACUGAUGUUUUCGGGUAUGGUGUCAUGCUUCUUGAACUGAUAACUGGAAAGAGGGCGUUUGAUCUUGCACGGCUGGCAAAUGAGAAUGAUGCAAUGCUACUCGAUUGGGUGAAAGGUCUUUUAAAAGAUAAGAAAUUGGAGAUACUGGUUGAUGCGGACAUGCAGGGCAAUUACAUUGACGAAGAAGUGGAACAGCUGAUCCAGGUGGCUCUUCUGUGCAUGCAAGAUUCCCCAAUGAAACGGCCUAAGAUGUCAGAGGUAGUAAGAAUGCUUGAAGGUGAUGGUUUGGCUGAGAAAUGGGAGGAAUGGCAGAAAGCGGAUAUGUCUCGUGAGGAAUUUACUCAUCCCGACCUCCCAAAUGCGCCUUGGCUCGUGGAUUCCACAUCGAACAUCCCUCCGGAUGAACUGUCUGGUCCUAGAUGAUCCUUCCCUUUCACCUUAUGAACGUCUUUUCAAGAUCAAUUAGGAAAUGCAUACGACGAUUAUUCAUGCAAGUGUGGGGUCGACGACAACAGCAUAAAGAUAUUGGAUGCUAACACCAUGAAUCUCCCAAGAGGCACAGAGGAGAGACCUCUUUUUUCAGUCCUUUUUCCCGAUCCGACGUAGUCAGGCCGGUUCUAUUUAGCUUACCAGAAAGCUUCAACUGAAAAUGGAUUUUCAAAUCAAGACUCUAAAAUAAGACUAAAACAACUAAAGGACUAUUAUGGCAACUGGCAAGUAUGUUGAGAAUCUGACAAAAAUAAUCCAAGCCUGCACUUGCCUGUCAACUAGACGAGCAUUUCAACACAGAACUGUACAAUCUAUACAUUAUAUAGACAAUUGACAUCCGCAUCUGAGUGGCCAUCGCCGUUUGAAAUAGAGGAUGACAUCCGCUUUGGAAAAAUGAGCCAAAAUUCCAUGUUUUACUUCGGGCUUUACAUGGUUGUGCAGCAAUAUCUUCAUUUUCUACCUGUA
Messenger RNA from Tripterygium wilfordii, 2665 nucleotides. RefSeq names its product BRASSINOSTEROID INSENSITIVE 1-associated receptor kinase 1-like. Gene Ontology annotation, molecular function: protein kinase activity; ATP binding; protein binding. NCBI's taxonomy places the organism in Eukaryota, Viridiplantae, Streptophyta, Magnoliopsida, Celastrales, Celastraceae. The record is from RefSeq and is a predicted model, not a curated record. Gene Ontology annotation, biological process: protein phosphorylation. The transcript is spliced from 12 exons. Bases 263 to 2134 code for a protein of 623 amino acids.